CAGUCUUUACAUUCUUUGCUUUUUUUAUAGCAUCCUUUUCUCUCUAGCUGGGCUAGUAGCUUCUUCUCACUUCCACACAUUCUUUACCAACCUGUUUUUGCACAUUUCACAACACCAUCAUCAUGUUUUUCCGAUCGAUCUUCCUAUCAGCAACGGCCCUGGUUGGCACGACCAAUGCUCAUGUCAAGAUGUCAAAGCCUGUCCCAUAUAGUGCGGACAAGGUUGAUACAUCACCCAUCACUAAGGCGCAAUACCCUUGCAAGUCCCAGAAUGGUUUCACUGUUACCACGAUGAAUCCUAUGAAGGUUGGAGAAGAGAUGCCACUGGUGCUCGACGGUACUGCCGUUCAUGGAGGAGGCAGCUGUCAGCUCUCAGUUUCUAUGGACACCGAACCCACUGCCAACUCCGUGUUCAAGGUUAUCAAGUCAAUGGAGGGAGGAUGCCCUGGUAUUGAAGGAGGCACCAACAACUACACUUUUACCCUUCCAGACAGCAUCCCCAACGGCAAAGCUACAUUUGCCUGGACAUGGAUGUCAAAGCUUGCAGGCCAGCCAGAGCUCUACAUGAACUGCGCACCUAUCGAGGUUACCGGUGGCGCUAAUGACAAGAGUGGAUUCGAUGCACUUCCUGAUAUGCUAGUUAUCAACCUUGACAAGUCCUGCGAACAGCCUUCUGUCGCUCCCACCUCUGCAGCUGGAAGCCAGCCCUCCGCUUCACCUCUUCCUCCCAAUGGCGGCGGUGUCUUCGCUCCUGGAGCCUCCAGCGGCUCUCCCGCCGGUCCUACCGCCCCAGUCCUCCCCUCAACCUCCACCACCCUCGUCACCGUCACCGCCACCCCUACUGCCCCCGUCGGCACCGGCUCCCCCUCUACCCCCACCACUCCCUCUACCCCCGGUGGUACCGGCUCCCCCGCUACCCCCACCACUCCCUCUACCCCCGGCAGUGGCUCAGGUACUCCUUCCACUCCUGGCGGCGGCUCGUCCAGCUGCUCCGAAAACGGUGCCAUUGUGUGCAACGGCGCUACCCAGUUUGGUAUCUGCAACAAUGGCAUGCUUGUCUGGCAGGAGGUUGCGGCUGGCACUACGUGUGCUAAUGGCAGCAUUACUAAGAGGGGCUACAAUGGACGUGUUGUACGCUCGCACUUGAUGAGCCGUCGAGUUGCUCAUUACUAGGUUUCUUUCACUCGCUUUGACGAGUUGUGGUGCCCACACUCACACACACAUACAUACGUUCUUACCCUCUUUUUUUCGCUCUUCAUUUUCUUUCGACAACAGGU
This is a messenger RNA of Bipolaris maydis ATCC 48331, 1276 nucleotides long. The record is from RefSeq and is a predicted model, not a curated record. NCBI's taxonomy places the organism in Eukaryota, Fungi, Ascomycota, Dothideomycetes, Pleosporales, Pleosporaceae.